UCGCGCGGCGGGGCUGAUCGGGGGCGGUUCGCGUGGCACUGGCUCCGCAGGGAAAAACCCUACCCGGAAAGGCACCACUGGCCUGGACGCCGCUCCGCCGCCGCCGCCGUAGCCGGAGAUGGAGGACAUCGAGGAUGUGCUGGGCCCAGCCGGCCUCUCCGGCCGGGGAGCGCCUCUUGGACUCCGUCUCCCCCUCGCCGCCGUCGCGGUCAAGCCCAAGCGCAGGUCGUCCAGGGUCGCGCAGACGCCGCCACAGCCCGAGGCCCGGAUCCCAGGCACGCAGACGAUAUACGUGAAGACGUUCGGGUGCUCACAUAACCAGAGUGACAGUGAAUACAUGUCAGGGCAGCUUUCGGCUUUUGGAUAUGCUAUUACUGAAGAGCCUGAAGGAGCAGAUUUGUGGCUAAUUAACACAUGCACGGUGAAAAAUCCUAGUCAAUCUGCAAUGACAACCCUCAUAUUGAAAUGCAAGAACGCAAACAAGCCACUAGUAGUAGCUGGAUGUGUACCGCAGGGAAGCCAGGGUCUCAAGGAGCUUGAAGGUAUAAGUAUUAUCGGAGUGCAACAGAUAGACCGGGUUGUUGAAGUGGUUGAGGAAACCUUAAAGGGCCAUGAGGUUCGGCUGUUGAGUCGGAAAACACUGCCUUCACUUGAUUUACCUAAGGUAAGAAAGAACAAGUUUAUCGAGAUUCUUCCUAUUAAUGUGGGGUGUUUAGGUGCCUGCACAUACUGUAAGACAAAGCAUGCUCGUGGUCAUUUGGGAAGCUAUACUAUAGACAGCUUGGUGGAUCGUGUGAAAACUGUUGUCUCUGAAGGUGUCCGAGAGAUAUGGUUGAGCAGCGAAGAUACUGGUGCUUAUGGCAGGGAUAUCGGUACAAAUCUUCCAAAUCUGUUAAAUGCAAUUGUCGCGGAGCUUCCUGUCGACCGAAGCACAAUGCUCCGCAUAGGCAUGACAAAUCCUCCUUUCAUACUAGAGCAUUUGAAGGAGAUAGCUGCUGUUUUGCACCAUCCCUGUGUUUAUUCUUUCCUCCAUGUCCCUGUGCAAUCUGGAAGCGAUGCUGUUUUAACGGCAAUGAAUCGUGAAUACACUGUCGGUGAGUUCAGAAAGGUGAUUGACACUCUGUGUGAGCUUGUCCCUGGAAUGCAAAUUGCUACAGAUAUUAUUUGUGGCUUUCCUGGUGAGACUGAUGAAGAUUUUGCUCAGACUGUUAACCUCGUAAAGGAAUAUCAAUUCCCUCAACUCCACAUAUCACAGUUUUACCCCAGACCAGGGACACCUGCUGCUAGGAUGAAAAAAGUGCCGAGCAAUGAAGUGAAAAAGCGGAGUCGUGAAUUGACCUCUGUUUUCGAAUCAUUCUCACCAUAUCAAGGAAUGGAAGGCAAAGUAGAGAGAAUAUGGAUCACUGAGAUAGCUACUGAUGGUGUUCACUUGGUUGGACAUACCAAGGGAUACAUUCAGGUGCUGGUCAUUGCUCCUGAUAGCAUGUUAGGAACGUCGGCAGAUGUGAAGAUCACAUCUGUUGGAAGAUGGUCUGUCUUUGGUGAAGUGAGAGAAGGAUCUGUUGUGGUAAAAGCACCUCAGCAAAUUAGUGCCGAACCGCAGAAAGAAUGCGGACAAAAUCAGGUGGAGGAAGCCAGCUGUUGCGCCACCAACACUUGCGGUGCCUGUGCAUGCUCCGAUGCGGUGCAACAUUGUGGUCCAGUACGAUGUGAAGGUCCACUAGAUGCUCCCCAAACUCGUGGUGAUGUUACUCAUCAUGAGGCAAGUCAGUCUACACUUGUGAGGAGAAACGUAGCAAGUGAAAGCAACGCAGGAAAACCGGUAGGGAAGGAACAGCAGGUGAAUGUAGUGACUAGGAGAGCAGUAAAUAUUGACACGAUCCUGUGGUGCGGUCUGGCUGUGAGCUUUGCGGCAUCGGUAGCCCUACUUGUACUGCUUACGUACAAGGUUUCUUCCACAUCCUCCUACUAGCUAGGCGUUGGGAUUUUCAGUUGUAAUUGUUCUUGAGCGGUGUGUUACUGAUCAAUUUGGCAAACAAGUUGCAAAGUUGUGGUACUGCAAUACACGACGCAAACAAGUUUUCUCGUA
Molecule: messenger RNA, 2089 nt
Organism: Phragmites australis (common reed)
Lineage: Eukaryota; Viridiplantae; Streptophyta; Magnoliopsida; Poales; Poaceae
Exons: 11
Coding region: 119-1972 (617 amino acids)
Biological process (GO): tRNA methylthiolation
Cellular component (GO): endoplasmic reticulum
Molecular function (GO): 4 iron, 4 sulfur cluster binding; tRNA (N(6)-L-threonylcarbamoyladenosine(37)-C(2))-methylthiotransferase activity
Source: RefSeq, a predicted model, not a curated record